GGGCAGUCUCGGACUGACCUCUGUCCUCUUCCCAGCACCACACAACAGAGUGGGCAUGCUUGUGUCUACCAGUUUGUGGCCACAUUGGGAUCUGAACCCAGCUUUACUGUCCUCAGCUCUGCCACGACCUUAGAUUUCCCCUUGGUGAACUUGGCCAGUCACGGUGGCAGGAAAGCAGCGGUAGCUGAAGAACCUAGGGCGGCGCCUCUCCCGCCCCUGCCUGCCUCCUAGCCAGCCUGCUCCUCGACACCCCUCCCAUGCCCUCCUGCUGAGUCUUCCAACUCUUCCACCGCCUAAGCCUUCAUUAGCCUGGGUCAGUUCUGUCCGGAACCCCGACUGUCCCCAGCCCACAGUUCCCCCUGUCUCCAGCUCCCUGCCACCCCCUGCAGGCCAUCCGUAGCUCUGCUUCCUACUCGACCCUGCAUCCCUACCCGGCUGCUGCCUGGCUCUUGCCAGUAUGGCCCUUCUGGCCGCCUUGUUCCUGAGCGCAGCCCUGGGCGCCCUGCUCAGCUUCGCGCUGCUGGCAGCUGCGGUCGCCAGCGAUUACUGGUACAUCCUGGAGGUGGCGAACCCUGGCGGCUCCGGUGGUGCGCAGCAGCUCUCCUCACAUUCUGGGCUCUGGCGCACCUGCGAAGGGAAGAACAGCUGUGUGCCCCUGGUUGACCCGUUUGCCAGUGACAGCUUGGAAGCUUCUCCCUCGAUACAGCAUCUUCUCUUGCUGCACCGCACAGUCAUGGUAGUCCUGCCUCUGAGCCUCAUCCUCAUCGUGUGUGGCUGGGUCUGCGGCUUGCUCAGCUCCCUGUCCCAGAGUGUCCCUCUGCUGCUCCUCACUGGCUGCUACUUCCUGCUAGGGGGUGCCCUGACCCUGGCAGGGGUCAGCAUCUACAUCAGCUACUCACACCUGGCAUUUGUGGAGACUGCCCGCCUGUAUGGUGUGCAGCACAUGCAGAGUGUGAACAUCAGCUUCGGCUGGUCACUGGCCCUGGCCUGGGGCUCCUGUGCCUUGGAGGUGCUCAGUGGUGCCCUCUUGCUCACAGCUGCCCGGUUCCUCAGCCUGAGCCAACGCCCAGGAAUGCCCCACUCCGUGAUCAUCUGAGUCGCAGGAGAAGGAAGGCUCAGGCACUCUUGGCCUUUGCUGGAAUCCUGACUAGGAAGGUGCCCUGGGGAUGGCAUGCUGGGGAGGUGCUCUUUCCACUUCAGCUGGACAUGAGAAAGGCAGAUGAUAGCAGUGUCUCAAGUCAUGGCACAGUCUGCUGGGGUGCCUCAGGGUUCUGGGUGCUCAGGGCGUGCUCUUGCUCUGGGGGCGCAGACCACUCCAACCCUCAGGAGCUGAGACAGUCCCAGUCUGUGCUAGGAAGUGCCUGCGUGCUUCCUGAGCGCUUCCUCACCUCUCCAUCCCCAGUCAUCCUAUGCCACAGAGAGGGAGACUGAGGCCAGAAAACCCGAGAACAGAUGGCAGAUCCGGGUGUCACUGCAGUUUGACACCUGGGUUCUGUUUUGUUCCCUCUCCAAGGGGAGGUUGAUGGGGAGAGGCUUGGGGCUGAAGGGAGGGUCCAGUCUAGGUUUGUUUUCAAGCCACCAAGUGGGUUACUUGAGUGCUUCCAGGCAGGGUGGACCUUCGUAUCUCAGUCCUUGUCUUAGUAUAGGCUGCUGCCCUGCUGGCCUGGUACUUCCUCUUUACAGCAACAACCAGGAGGAUGUCUGAGACUGGCCGCAGUUGGGGUGAGCUGGGGCCAUGCCUGGCCUGCCUCCUGGUUGCCUGGAUCUCUACUUCUGCUGGAUUUGGCUGCAGGCGUGGAUGGGUCCGCUCACAGGCUGCCUGCAGCCUACUCCCUGUUGAGGACAACAUAGGUGGGAACUGAAUCAUCUCUGGCCACAUAAGGGGGCAGACCUGUGUUUGCAUGACUGGACAGUGGAUGGCUGUUAAGUUAGGGGCUGUGCAGUACCCGAAAGCCCCGAACAGCCCUGAUUCUGGUGUAGGCUCUUCCUUCGGGAUAUGCACUAGGGAAGGUAGUCCUUGUCAAGGCUUGGUCCCAGCAGUGUCCCCAAGCCACUUUUGAUUGCCUCUAAGGAUAUGGGAAGCUCCUGGGGAGCAGGGGAGUACUUUGUAGGGUUUAAUGUGACCUACUGAGGCAAAGGUCUGGAACUGAUGGCCACCUCCCUUCCAAUUUGUGUUCUGAUCUUUGCCAUUCCAUGUAGGAGCACUGCUGAGUGUCUGAAUAAAUCAGCCG
Molecule: messenger RNA, 2231 nt
Organism: Peromyscus eremicus (cactus mouse)
Lineage: Eukaryota; Metazoa; Chordata; Mammalia; Rodentia; Cricetidae
Gene: Tmem235
Product: transmembrane protein 235
Exons: 4
Coding region: 458-1096 (212 amino acids)
Cellular component (GO): apical plasma membrane
Source: RefSeq, a predicted model, not a curated record